Molecule: messenger RNA, 354 nt
Organism: Rotaria sp. Silwood2
Lineage: Eukaryota; Metazoa; Rotifera; Eurotatoria; Philodinida; Philodinidae
Source: the annotation of a GenBank genome assembly
AUGUUGAAGGUGCUAACCUGUUCACAUUAUCAAAAAUUAUUUCAACAAGAAGUUCAACGUUUAUCUGUUAUUGAUAUUGAUACCUCUUAUCAUUCUGAAUUCUCUAACAAAACUCUUGCUAAAUUUGGUGGUGCUCGUCAUGAAGAUGUUGUGAAAUGGUUAUCAGAUGUUGAAGAAAUAUUUAAUCGAGCACAAUUUCAACUAUCGAAUAAGUAUUUAGCUGUACAAUCAUAUUUAAUUGAUUCGGCUGCAAAAUGGUUUAGAUAUAACAAGGCUACUAUUAUUGAUUGGUCCACAUUUAAAAUUGAACUUGUUAAAGCUUAUCAACCAUCACUUCUCAUCAAAGAUUAUUGA